Molecule: messenger RNA, 2629 nt
Organism: Carassius carassius (crucian carp)
Lineage: Eukaryota; Metazoa; Chordata; Actinopteri; Cypriniformes; Cyprinidae
Product: LIM domain-binding protein 3-like
Exons: 18
Coding region: 229-2355 (708 amino acids)
Biological process (GO): muscle structure development; heart development; actin cytoskeleton organization
Cellular component (GO): adherens junction; filamentous actin; stress fiber
Molecular function (GO): muscle alpha-actinin binding; actin binding
Source: RefSeq, a predicted model, not a curated record
UGCUUCUGCUUACGUACACCCGGGGUUCCGAGGAUCUGGCGUGAGUGACAGAGCUCGCCUCUGGAGGAAACGGAGCGACUCCAAACUGCAAGGCCCGCGGCAGUCAGUAUAAAGCAACUUUUAGCAUGCAAUAGGCUGUUUGGCAUGUGCCCUGCCCCCUCCAAAUUCAUUUUCCCCAUCUGUUCUGAAAUUCUGUUGCUUAAAUAAUACACAGGAAUUGUUUGAAUAAUGAGUUCGUACACAAUUUCACUCGCUGGACCUUCGCCAUGGGGCUUCCGGUUGCAAGGAGGCAAGGACUUCAACAUGCCCCUCACCGUUUCUAGGAUUACACCCGGGAGCAAGGCAGCCUCCAGCAACUUGAUUCAGGGUGACAUCAUCGUGGCCAUUGAUGGGGUCAGCACAGAGGGGAUGACACACCUGGAGGCCCAAAACAAGAUCAAGUCUGCCAACUUCAAUCUGGCACUCACCAUGCAAAGGUCAAAGCGACCCACUCCAGUUCCCAUGACCACACCGAGGAUUGACUCCCCUAUGUCUGUGAUCCCCCAUCAGAAGGUUAUUACCAACACUCCUGCCAACAAUGAAUACCUGCCCAGCUUCAACCCAAUAGCUCUGAAGGACACUGCACUCUCCACCAACAAACCCAUUGAGGUGAAGGGGCCUGGAGGCAAGGCCACCAUCAUCCAUGCACAGUACAACACCCCUAUCAGCAUGUACUCCCAGGAUGCUAUUAUGGAUGCCAUUGCUGGUCAGUCCCAGGCCAGGGGUAGCGAGCUGUCUGGUAAUCUGCCAGUUAAAGACCGUGUUAUAGACAGUGCUUCCCCAGUGUAUCAGGCCGUCAUCCCCAGUGAAAUUGAUAAAAUGGAGCCGGCAGAUUGGGCCAAAAGAGCCGCCCAGCUGCAGUCCAAGUCCUUCCGUGUCCUCGCCCACAUUACUGGAACUGAAUACAUGCAAGACCCUGAUGAGGAAGCUCUAAGAAGAUCAAGGGAUAUGUUUGAAUCCGAAGCCAAAGGCCCUCGUUUUGCUAAACUGAAAAACUGGCACCAUGGCCUGUCUGCACAAAUACUUAAUGUGCCUCAUGCCAGAUUUGAUCCAAGCAGCUCUUUUCUGACAUCACUGCAACCUAACCUUGUAUCUAGUACUCUGGCUGAGCAUGCUCCAGUUUCCACCAGUAUUGCAUCUGUCUAUCCGCCUACUAUCGCUGCUUUGCCCAAUGAGCUGCUUUCGGAGCUGCAGAUAGCCAUUCAGGCAGCCAAGCCUGAUGUGGAGCAGAUUUCUGAGCAAACCACUGUAGCCAGCUUCAACUUGCAGACCUCUAUAGGUUACAGUUCCCAGUACAAAUCCUCCAUCUCCAGUUCUUACACCCAGCCUCCACUUAUGCAGCAGCCUCCACCACCUAUGCAGCACAGCUCAAUCCAGAUCCCUCUAGGUCCACCUCCAGCUAAUGUGCUCAGCAGUGCCACCAUUGUGCCUGCAGCAUACCCAGCUGCCCCAGCUCCUCCGAUGGUUCACAAACCUGCUCCUCCUCCACCUGCUCCUGCUGUAGCUGCAGCGUCUUCUUCCAACAGGCCUCCUUGGGUUACUGAUGAGAACUUUGCCCAGAAAUUUGACCCUGACAAACCCACCACCACCACAAAUAUCAGAGUGAACCCUCUUCCCCAGGCAGCCCCACCACCACCAGCCUACAUCCCCAACCCUGUCCCUGUCCCUGCUCCCGCUCCAGCUGCACCCAGCCCUGCAUUCAACCCCGCCCCCUUCCCACCUGUGGCUCGUGGAGUUGCUCAAAGGGCAGAGCGUUUUGCAGCCAGCAACAGAACACCUCUGUGUGGAGCCUGUAACAGCAUCAUCAGGGGACCAUUCCUGGUAGCAUUGGGUCGUUCCUGGCAUCCAGAAGAGUUCAAUUGCCAUUAUUGCCACACAUCCCUGGCUGAUGCCAGCUUUGUGGAGGAGCAGAAUAAUGUUUACUGUGAAAACUGCUAUGGCGAAUUCUUUGCACCUACCUGUGCUCGCUGCAACACCAAGAUCAUGGGAGAAGUGAUGCAUGCGCUGCGGCAGACCUGGCACACCACUUGCUUUGUGUGUGCAGCUUGUGGAAAGCCCUUUGGAAACAGCCUCUUUCAUAUGGAGGAUGGUGAGCCAUAUUGUGAGAAAGAUUAUAUUGCACUCUUCAGCACAAAGUGCCAUGGCUGUGACUUCCCAGUUGAGGCAGGAGACAAAUUUAUUGAAGCUCUUGGCUACACAUGGCAUGAUACCUGCUUUGUUUGUACGGUGUGCCAUGUGAACCUGGAAGGACAGCCUUUCUAUUCCAAGAAAGACAAGCCCUUAUGCAAAAAGCAUGCACAUGCCAUCAAUGUGUAACUGCUUCAACAUUGCAUCAAAAGCUGUCAGUGAAGGAACUAAAUGCAAUUGUUACAUCUGCAUGUGUGGUUUUAUGGCAAGACAUCAGUGCCAAUCCAAAUGACACAAAAAAUAAUAUAAAAGAUAUACAGUAUAUAGUUUAUUAAACAGCAUAUUAGUAAGCAAGUGACUGAAUGAUACAUAAACUAGGCUAUUUGACAUUUUUAAUCCAAAUCCAAUGUGCACAUAUAAUUCAAGUUCAUUCUUUGUUUUUAGAAUAACCCUAAUACAUUUA